Fonsecaea nubica is the source of this 1629-nucleotide messenger RNA. RefSeq lists its product as hypothetical. Gene Ontology annotation, biological process: xenobiotic detoxification by transmembrane export across the plasma membrane. The record is from RefSeq and is a predicted model, not a curated record. Bases 1 to 1629 code for a protein of 542 amino acids. Gene Ontology annotation, molecular function: fluconazole transmembrane transporter activity. The transcript has 6 exons. NCBI's taxonomy places the organism in Eukaryota, Fungi, Ascomycota, Eurotiomycetes, Chaetothyriales, Herpotrichiellaceae.
AUGUCACAGCUUAUCCACGACUCCCUCUUUGGUCGCUUGCUACGGCAUUUAUCCAAGGGAAAAUUGCUACCGCAUGAGGAGACAAAACACCCUGCUCUCCUAGAACAGUUCUCACAUAACUCGCCUGCUGUGGGAGGAGAGACGUCGCCUGAAAGACCCGCUUCGAAUGCGAGCACUCUUGGUCCAGGCGAUGGAGAGCUAUCUGAGAAAGGACGAGACCCGAAUAUUGUUGGGUGGUAUGGGCCUGACGACCCAGAGAACCCUCUCAAUUGGUCACCCUUCACCAAAUGUGCAAUCACUUUUGAGCUGUGCUACUUGACAUUUGCGGUCUAUGUGGGAUCGUCCGUGUACACUGCUGGCGUUGUGGACGUUAUGAAGGACUUUGGGAUUGGCGAGAUACCUGCAACACUUCCCCUGACGGUCUUUGUGCUCGGAUUUGGACUAGGACCGAUGACCUUAGCACCCCUCAGCGAGGCACCUGCGAUCGGACGGACGCCAAUAUACGUUGGGACACUGCUAGCUUUCCUCCUCCUGCAAAUCCCUGUGGCUUUGGCAGUCGAUCUUCCCAUGCUUAUCGUGUUCCGGUUCAUCACUGGUGUCCUAGGGUCUCCUCCCCUGGCCACCGGCGGCGCCUCCAUCGCAGAGAUCUUCACACCGCGGAAAAGAGGACUGGCCAUCGGAAUCUGGGGUGUCGCAGCUAUCUUUGGUCCCGUCUUUGGUCCGCUUCUCGGUGGCUUUGCCGCUCAGGCGAAAGGUUGGCGAUGGACAAUAUGGGAGCUGAUGUGGAUCUCUGGCCUUGCUGUCAUUAUGUUGUUCUUCUUCCUGCCAGAGGUCAACGCAAAGAAUAUCCUGUAUCGACGGGCCCAUCGACUGCGUCGCGUGACAGGCAAUAUCAAGCUCAUGAGCGAGGGUGAAAUCGCCUAUCAGAACGUCACGGUCAGAAAGGUGGCAUAUCUCACCAUCAUCCGUCCCUGGAUCCUGACCUUCACGGAGCCACUCGUCUUUCUCCUCCACACAUGGGUCGCAUUGAUUUUCGGCCUGUUGUUCAUCUGGUUCACCGCGUUCCCACUCGUCUUUGAAGGGAUCUACGGAUUCAACGCAGGGCAGACCGGACUGUCGUUUCUCGGACUCUUCGUUGGAGCACUCUGUUGCGUCCCACCGUUCAUCUGGUACGACCGUGGCGUGCAACGGCGGAUGUUUGACGACGACGGCCACAUCAUGAAGCCUGAGCAGCGCCUGGUGCCGGCGAUGGUCACUGCGGCCACGAUCCCCAUCUGCCUCUUCUGGUUUGGCUGGAGUGCCCAAAAAGAUGUGCACUGGAUCGUGCCCAUCAUCGGAACCUGCUUCUUCGCCGUCGGCGCCCUGAUCAUCGUCAACUCGGUCCUGACCUACCUCCCCGACGCGUUCCCGACCGAGAUCCCCUCGGUCAUGGCCGGCUCGGCGUUCAUGCGCUUCUCCUUUGGCGCCGGCUUCCCCUUGUUCGCCCCGGCCAUGUACCACAACCUGGGCGUCCACUGGGCCAGCAGCCUGCUGGGCUUUCUGGGGCUGGCGUACGUGCCGAUCCCGUUUCUGUUUUACUUUUUUGGCGAGAGAUUCCGCAACGCCAGCAAACGGGCGCGGCACACCUAA